Meloidogyne enterolobii is the source of this 811-nucleotide messenger RNA. The record is from the annotation of a GenBank genome assembly. NCBI's taxonomy places the organism in Eukaryota, Metazoa, Nematoda, Chromadorea, Rhabditida, Meloidogynidae.
CUCCAAAUAAUUCCCAUAAAGUUACUUGAAUCUCACAAUUAUUCCUUACAUGAGCUUUAAAAGUGAUGAAUAAAUGAGAGAUUCGUACAAAAAACUUUUCAUCGAUUCCAUUUUUUUCGUUUCUCAAAUAAUUGUCCCCCGCCUUUCAAGGCUGGUCAAGGUUGUCUAAUUUUUUUUAAAUUUUUAUUGUCUUUCAAAAAUAAAUAAAUAUUUUGUUUAUUUUUUAAUAAAUAUUUUAAUGUCAAAUAAAUUAAUUAAUGAAUUUAUAUUUGAGGAUGGUGAAUGGAUUUCACAAAGGGAGGCACAUAUUCGUCAAAUAAUUAUUUUUAUUUUCCGUUUUGCUUUAGGAAUAUUUUUUAGUGCUCAUUUGUGGGAUUUUAUGUUUAAUCCAAUUUGGAUGCAUGGAUAUCUUUGGUCAUUAAAUCAGCCUUAUUUAAUGGAAGGAGGAGAUUCUUUAUCUGAAAAAUCAGCUUUGGAUAUUUUAGAAUAUCAAAAUAAAUUUUAUGGUCCCUGGCAUCAAAUGGGGUAUUCUUUAGUGAGUACUUUGGGGACUUGGCUGAUUUUACGUUUUGCUGGCUUUGCUUCUGUAGAUCGCUCCGUUUGGCGUCUUAUUUUAAUUUCUAUUUUUUGUGGAUUUAUCACAGCAUUUAUUCGUUCAUUUUUACAACAACAAAGGCUAUUUCCUUGUAUUCAUGAAAGUUUUUUUGUAUUUUUACUUAUUUUCUUUAAUGGAAUUUGUUUGGCAAUUAAUUGGCAUAAAAAUGAGGAAAAGGAAUUUAUUAAUUUAAAAGAAAAUAAAAAGGAAAAAUAA